AAGAAAAAAAAAAUCGAACUAACAAGAACCUCUCUUUCAAGUAGCGUCUUUCUUCUCCUCUUGCUCUGUUGUUUCAAUCUUUAACGAUGGGCCAAAAUCUCGAUUCAAUGAAUCAAGUUCAACCACGCUCCAAAGCCGAAUUGCUCUACGAUAUCGUCCUCGCCACCGGCAAUGUGGAAGCCAUUAGAGCUCUGUUCCGAGAAGGUGCUAGCCUUGAGUGGAUUGACAGAGAAGGAAAAAAUGCCCUAAUGGUGGCGUGCAUGAACCGCAAUUUGUUUGAUGCUGCUAAAACUCUCAUCGAAUUGGGUGCCAAUGUUAAUGCUUAUCGCCCUGGUUGUCAUGCCGGCACUCCCUUGCAUCACGCUGCAAGAGCAGGCCUGGUACUCACAGUUAAUUUACUUCUCUCCAGUGGAGCAAAUGCUAUAGUGCGGAAUGAUGAUUGUCAAACUCCACUAGAUGUUGCUAGACAGAACCGGCACGCCCAUGUUGUUCGUGUAAUUGAGCAACACAUGUGCUAUUUCUCUGGCUGGGUCCGGAUGAUAUAUGGUCCGGGCUUCCUUGAAGGACUAGCACCAUAUCUGUUGUCGAGAAAAAUUUGGGUUGUAGUCAUUCCUCAUGGUCCUAAUAAUCCUGCAAAGUCUAACUUGGAGCUUGCUGUAUAUUCUACCAUAAAGGAUGCCCGGCCUCGUUCGGUUGUUUCUCUCCGGAGGGCCCAGAUUGAGGAACCUGAUCUUUCUCAAUCAGAUCCGAAAUUGACAGUUUUUGAUGAUUCUAGCAAAUCUCGGCUUAAACUUGCAUCUGCUAUUUUGGGUGAUAAAAAGCAACUUCUCUCGUUAUACGAGGCAUGCCGAGGAGUUGUUCAGGUAUCAUCAAACACCGAUGUUAUACCUUCCCCAAUUCAUCAUAACACACAAACCUCUAUAGGAGGUGCAGAAUUGGGAAUGGCGUCAAGUGACCCCAUUCAGCCUGCUUCUGCAUAUGCAUUUCGGGCUCCUAAUUCUUAUCCGAUACCUGAAGCAUCCAACACAAAUGGGUGGGGAACCUCUGCGAAUGAUGACAGUUAUAAUGGGUGGGGGUCAGCUGUUGGAACUACACAUUCUGAGAAGAACAACACCGGAUGGAUGAAUGGACAAGUUAAGGAAGACCACAAUGGCUGGAGUGAGCUUGGUCAUGAACCUCAGCCACUUGGAAAGCAAACUAAACAUUCCCAAACCUGUGCUGAAAGCACCUCAAGUGUCUCCAAAAACAAUGACGCUUCCGUAUCAGUUUCAUCAGCUGCAUCUGCUCCUCUUAUUCCAGAGAAGAUUUCAGCUGAAGGGCCUAUCCACUAUCCAUCACUUAAUCUAGAUGAGGACUCUUCCUCACAACCCACGGACGAUGAGGCGUCUGCAUCAAAUUGUAAGAAAGCUGGAGGUCAUUCUUCCUCAUGUGUGGUCUGCUGGGAAGCUCCAAAAGAAGGUGCGUGCAUUCCCUGUGGUCAUAUGGCUUGUUGCAUGUCUUGUUUGAUCGAGAUCAAAGCCAAGAAAGGCGUUUGUCCUGUAUGCCGGUCCAAGAUGAAGAGGGUGGUAAGGAUCUAUGCUGUAUAAUUAGUAAACUGGAUAUGACAAUUUACCAUUGUGUCAAGAUUUCGAUUCAUUGGCUUGUGAUAUACACUAACUGCUGUCAUAAGGUUCAGAAACAACAAAAGGCCACUGUUCUGAUUGUACGGAACAUCAACGGCAGUGGCUAUUUAUAAUCCAUUAACUGAGUUUUGCUUAAUCCCUACACUGCUUAGGAUCCUUCUGUCAGCUUUCAUAACAUGCUUUUCGCAUGAUUCUUGUUCAUGUACUUUGUAAGUGACAUUGGACAACCGAACUUCUCUAUGGAAAAGAAUCAAAGACACCAACAAGCCCAAGUUUUCCUUUUUUUCGACACUUAACAUGUACUAAUAAGGUUUAUUGUUGAACAAAAAGGUGCAGUUCCUCUAGAGGUUAGAUCUCAACAUAUGAAGAUGAUGAUGGGUAUCUAACAUACAGGGCAUGUGCAAAUAUUGUUUAGUUGAAUAUUUGCAAUUACUGUAUUCUUGUGACAUGAUUACACACCUCAACAACAAAAAAAAAAAAAAAAAAAAAAAAAAAAAAAAAAAAAAAAACGGAACAUGGUGACUAUUGCCAAAGGAUUCUUUGGGCACGAGUUAACCUACCCAUUAGCAGGACCAACAAUUCCAUAUUCAAUGUACCCCACCACAUACAUUUAUUAGACACCAGAUGGGGAAACCUGCACAUGGCUUGCUUGCUUUAGAUUCUGAUUUUUAAAAGAUAGGACUUCCUAGAACUUGUUUUAGUCUUGCUAUAUAUGCCACAGUGAAUUGGUGGAAUGUAAGGAAAAACCAGUGUAUCUGAUUUAAUUCUUCUAUUUUUUUUAUUAUUAUUUUUUGAAAAUUUAUA
Molecule: messenger RNA, 2426 nt
Organism: Morus notabilis
Lineage: Eukaryota; Viridiplantae; Streptophyta; Magnoliopsida; Rosales; Moraceae
Product: putative E3 ubiquitin-protein ligase XBAT34
Exons: 9
Coding region: 87-1586 (499 amino acids)
Molecular function (GO): protein binding
Source: RefSeq, a predicted model, not a curated record